Syngnathus typhle (broad-nosed pipefish) is the source of this 1230-nucleotide messenger RNA. RefSeq names its product ETS transcription factor ELK3 (gene elk3). The transcript is spliced from 4 exons. Gene Ontology annotation, biological process: regulation of transcription by RNA polymerase II; cell differentiation. Gene Ontology annotation, molecular function: DNA-binding transcription factor activity, RNA polymerase II-specific; sequence-specific DNA binding. Lineage: Eukaryota; Metazoa; Chordata; Actinopteri; Syngnathiformes; Syngnathidae. The record is from RefSeq and is a predicted model, not a curated record. The coding region runs from base 1 to 963 and encodes 320 amino acids. Gene Ontology annotation, cellular component: nucleus.
AUGGAGAGCUCCAGCACGCUGUGGCAGUUCCUCCUGCAGCUGCUGCUCGACCAAAGCCACAAACAUCUCAUCUGCUGGACGUCAGACGACGGCGAGUUCAAGCUGCUCAAGUCGGAGGAGGUGGCCAAGUUGUGGGGGCUGCGAAAGAACAAGAACAACAUGAACUAUGACAAGUUGAGCCGGGCCCUGCGCUACUACUACGACAAAAAUAUCAUCAAGAAAGUGAUUGGCCAGAAGUUUGUGUACAAGUUUGUUUUAUUCCCCGACAUUCUGAAGAUGGACCCGGCUGCCGUGGAGGCCGGGCGGAGGACUGAAGACUGCAGAGGCGUGGAGGUUGAGGACGAAGAUGGGAAACACUGUUACCUUCACCCCAGUCACACCCUAGAACGGCCCCGUUACAUCAAAACCGAGUCCAGAUACAAUCGCCAUGACGACAGCUCCACAGUCAUCCGGUUCGUCACCAACCGCGGCCAUUCCUCCCUCCCUUCAGUGACUGAAAACUCCCCGGCUCGCUCUUCCUCAUCACGGAGUCCCGUCCACGCAGUGACUGAUGAUUGCGAACAGGGCGAUGUACCUUUAAACCUGUCAUCGGGUCAGAGGGAGCGAGAGCGCUCCAAAUUCAACAAACCCAUAGACCUGGAAAUGUCAUCCCCGUCCCUGCUCGUGACGGGAAAUGAUCUAGUCUCCAUCGCCCUGAAAAGUCCAGCCCUUCCCUCUGGGUCAUUGACUCCAGCUUUCCUCACGGCACAGACGCCGUCGGGUCUACUGCUCACCCCCAAUCCGCUGCUGUCCAACAUCCACUUGUGGUCCAAUUUAAGUCCAGUGGGACCUUUAAGCCCAGGCCAUCUGCAGAGCCACGCCACCUUCCAGUUCCCUACCUUGUUGAACGGAGCCAUUCCGUUGCCUUGGCACAAUGUGGACAUUUCUUCUCCUUUGCUGAUGUCCUCCCACAAGUCCUGUUAACGGAGACCUGCGCCAAUAAGUCUUUUUUUAAAAAACAAAACACUGAAACUCUCAUUUUAUAUUUUUGUAUGGGGUGGGGUGGGGGGGGGGUGACAAUCAAAUGCAUUUUGUAUAUCACAGUUUGAGGAAAGUGCAAAGGUCAGCAUUUUUUGUUGAACAUAGUGAGGGAAAUCAUGAUUUUUGGGAGCUGCAACUGGAUUUAUGAACCAGUCAAGUGACAAUGACACAGCAGUUGAACUGGCUUUAACUUUUUUUUUUUUUUUUUUU